Trypanosoma theileri is the source of this 1011-nucleotide messenger RNA. RefSeq lists its product as uncharacterized. The record is from RefSeq and is a predicted model, not a curated record. The coding region runs from base 1 to 1011 and encodes 336 amino acids. Lineage: Eukaryota; Euglenozoa; Kinetoplastea; Trypanosomatida; Trypanosomatidae. The transcript has a single exon.
AUGCGCUACGUGCUGUGUAUCCUCGCUCUCCUGCUCUCAUGUGCGUGUGUGCACGUCCUCGCUGAAGAAGUGCCUGCCGCCGAUCUUUCCGACCAAGUCCCUGAUACGGAGAGUGAGACAAAGAUUCUUCUUCAAGGUACUCCUGUUCACCAUAGUGAGGAAGAUUGUCCUGGUGAAAGAGGUUCUCCUGAUAAUGGUAAGCAAUGUAAGAAAAGCCCCGAACUUCCUUCUGGUACUGGUGGUUGCCUUAAUGGUAUUCCUGAAAAUGGUAAGAACUGUACAAAGGAAGUGGUUCCUGUCGACGAUCUUUCCCACCAUGUCCCUGAUGCUAAAGUAAAAAAAUGUGAUGAGUCUCAAAAUGAAGAAGAGAAGAAUGCCUGCGUACAAAGAGCCAAGCAUGUGUUAAAUCCAAAAAAAACUGAAGUUCUUAAUGAGACGCCUAAUUCUCAAGAAGACUCUGAAACUCUUCGUCAACAAAGUGAUAAUGUUCGUUCUGGUCCCGUUGCUCCUGGUGUCCAAAAUAACGAAAUGAGUGAAACUGGUCUUUCUCGUACUAGUGGUACUUUAAGUAGUGCUGCUAAACCAGCACCUGCUGAUUCUGCUGAACCUACUGCAGAUACCACUGAGGCUGUUGCUGCAGGUGAAGUGCAAACUGGAGAGAGCGGCAUCAAUGCAGCGGGUGAAAGUGCGGCUAGCCAAGGAAGUGGGGCACCACAACCAUCUUCUCCUUCUCCCAGCGGUUCAACCUCAGCAAGUGACGGAUCUGCGAAUAAUGAAACAACUGAGAGCGGCACUUCAUCUGCAGAGAGUGAAUCAACAAAUACACAAGAAGAAGGUGAUGGAGAAAAUACAGAAACCACUACCACCACCACCACAACAACAACACUUCCUCCUGAAACUGCAAACAACAAGAAGGGUGAUGCAGACAGCAGCAGCAGUAUCAGCAGUUCUGUGUGGGUGCGUGUACCACUACUGAUUGUGGUUACACUGGCCUGUAUUCUUGCGUGCUGA